Molecule: messenger RNA, 1046 nt
Organism: Prorocentrum cordatum
Lineage: Eukaryota; Dinophyceae; Prorocentrales; Prorocentraceae
Source: the annotation of a GenBank genome assembly
GUAUUUUUUUGUGUGUCCUGGGGCCCCUUCAUCUUGUUUUGCUGCGUGUUCUUGCUUGCUGCACGUUCCCUUCUCUUCGGGCUGUCCUUCCCUUGGGCCGCCCCGGCGCAAGACGUGCGGGGCCGCCGUGGCCCGGUCACCUCGGACAUCGGCGGCUGGGAGCCGCCCUCCUUCCACGAGGCGCUGGCGCGGGAGGCCAUCGCAGGUUGGCGCCGGUUCAGGGAGGUGAUUAUUCCUGGGCUGCCGCAGAAGCACCAGCUGCAGCACAUGCUGCGCAAGGGGCACGCGGGUGCCCUGAACGACGCGUUCUUCCAUUUCCAGAAGAACCUCUUCGAGAACAGCGGCGACGUGCAGGCGUCACUCGGGAUGAGGAGCGGGAGAAUGCAGACGCCGUCUCCAGAGGACAACUCAAGCUGGCCCGAGAUGUGCGGCCUUCCUGAGUACAACCGGCUGCGCCACAUAGUCGACCGGCUGAGCCGCAGGUACCUGGAGCGCUCCGGGGUGGGCAGGGCGACCGCCGCGGCCCUGAACUACAGCAUCUUCAACUGGGCCGCCGUGCACGGCCCUGGCGAGUUCCACGGGCCGCACACCCACGUCGGCGAGUACCACGUGGGCGUCUUCUACGCCCAGGCGGGGCCCUCCGCGGGGAAGUUGCGGUUCAGCGACGCCCGCGGGCACAGCCCGCCGUUCGGCCGCACCUACUUCCAUACGCCGAGGUCCGGCGAGCUGGUCCUCUUCCCCUCGUGGCUGAGCCACAUGGCCACUGUCACGGCGCCGGCCUCCGACAUCCGGGGCGGCGGGGAGGAGCCCCUGCGGGUGGUCUUCUCCUUCAACAUCGGCCCGGUGGAGGGCCCGCUGCCCUGCCACCUCUGGUUCAGCGACCCCACGGGGGACAUGCGCUUCCGGCGGCGCAGCCCCAUCGACCCGAGGGAGCUGGAGUUGUGACCCCCCCCGCCCUCCUCCUCCCUCUUCCCUUCCCUUCCCUCCUCCUCUCUUUCCUCGUCCUCCCUCCUCCCUCCCUCCCCUCCUCCCUCUUCCCUUCCUCC